This is a messenger RNA of Perca flavescens (yellow perch), 3251 nucleotides long. Its product is annotated as histone-lysine N-methyltransferase SUV39H1. Gene Ontology annotation, cellular component: nucleus. Lineage: Eukaryota; Metazoa; Chordata; Actinopteri; Perciformes; Percidae. Gene Ontology annotation, molecular function: histone H3K9 methyltransferase activity; protein binding; zinc ion binding. The coding region runs from base 420 to 1616 and encodes 398 amino acids. The record is from RefSeq and is a predicted model, not a curated record. The transcript is spliced from 6 exons.
GGGGAUUGUACAUUAUGGUGACGAGGAAGUUAGUUGUCUGAAGUAACGUGAACGAUUCUUGCAGUUUAAUGCAGCCUUUUGUGGGAAAAUUCUCCGCUUGUGAAUUCAGAUUGACUUUAACUUGGCCUAGAAAUAGGCUAUCUGUUUUAGAAAGCAUUACGUUACAUGAAGAAGUUUAGCGCUGUGUAUUUUAGGCGCAUCCUGCGUGGUUUAGUGGUUAAAACUGUUUUCGAUAGGCUUCACGCGCCAUGCAGCCUCACGUACACGUUUAAAUUGAAUGUAAUGUGUUUUUGGCUAAUAUUUGAUGUUACCGUGAUGGGCAACGUUAUGUGUGCGACGAUUCUAAUCCAAAAGACUGGUUCCGGCUUCGGUUUCUUCGACUUUCUUUAAAAACACGAGAUUGCAGCGUUCCUUGGAAGAUGUCCUGGGAUGAGCUGGAAGCCCUCUGUCGCAGAGAAAGACUCCACUGUAAACAGCUGGGGGUGAACAGAACCAAUCCCAAUGAGUAUGAUGUGGAAUUCCUCUGCGACUACAAGAAGACCAAGGAGGAGGAGUUGUACCUGGUAAAGUGGAGGGGCUUUCCAGAGUCUGAUAACACCUGGGAACCUAAAAGGAACCUCAAAUGCCCCAAACUGAUGAAGCAGUUCCACCGGGACUUGGAGCAGGAGCUGAGGCGCCACAAGAGACGCUGCACCCCUAAAAGACUGGAUAAGGAAGUUGCCUUGUACCUGGUCCAAAAAGCCAAACUCCGUCAGAUUUUGCAGCGCUGGGAGGCCCAUUUGAACCAGACACGCAACCACCCAGGUCGCAUUUUUGUCCUUAACGAAGUGGACUUUGAGGGCCCCCCAAAAAACUUCACCUACAUCAACAACUACAAAGUAGGCCAGGGCAUCGUGUUAGAUGAGAUGGCCGUGGGCUGUGAGUGUAAGAACUGUUUAGAGGAGCCGAUAAAUGGCUGCUGCCCUGGGGCCUCCCUGCACCGCAUGGCCUACAAUGACAAGGGGCAGGUCCGCAUCCGGCCGGGACAGCCCAUUUACGAGUGUAACUCUCGUUGCAGCUGUAGCCUCGAUUGUCCGAACAGAGUGGUGCAGAAGGGCAUCCAGUUCGACCUGUGCAUCUUUAAGACGGAGAACGGCCGGGGGUGGGGUGUUCGCACGCUGCAACAUAUCAAGAAGAACACAUUCAUCAUGGAGUACGUGGGAGAGAUCAUCACGACGGAUGAAGCAGAGAGGAGGGGUCAUGUGUACGACCGUCAGGGCUCUACGUACCUGUUUGACCUGGACUACGUGGAGGACGUGUACACAGUGGAUGCGGCUCACCAUGGCAACAUCUCCCACUUUGUCAACCACAGCUGUAACCCCAACCUGCAGGUAUAUAAUGUGUUCAUCGACAACAUUGAUGAGAGACUCCCAAGAAUUGCCCUAUUUUCAACACGGGCUAUUCGGGCAGGAGAAGAGCUCACCUUUGACUACAAAAUGCAAAUUGACCCGGUCGAUACAGAAAGCACCAAAAUGGACUCCAGUUUCAGUCUCGCGGGGCUCCCAAGCUCUCCGAAGAAGCGGAUUCGAGUGGAGUGCCGGUGUGGAUCGGACUCAUGUCGAAAAUACCUGUUCUGACAAAGGACUGCUGGGAACGCAACACUGACCACAGUGGCAAGAUGAGGAACCUUGUACAGAUUUGUAUAUGAAUAAUUUUUUUGUUUAUGAAAGCUGAAAUACACCCUCAACAUUUUAUACGUGAACAUAUGACAAACUCUUACCAAGAUGAAAACCACAAUCUAGAAUUUCACAUCUGUGAUUUCCUUGAACAGAGCUGCUCUGUUUCCACUGAAUUGAACGCUGCUUCAGUGGAUUAUUUGAGUACUUGAUUGCAGUGAUUUUAAAUAUCUUUCUAUAAUUAAGAUAAGCAUGUCUAUUUGCCCAUCCCUACAGAGGGCAGUACACAGAAUGAACGGAUAUUUACUUUUUGAGUAAAUCAUAUUCUGUGCUCGCUUUCUCUGUGCUGUGAAAAUGUAUUCUACAAGGACAUUAAACUGGUAACUGCCCAAGCCUGUUCAUCACUGUUCAAUGAUAAUUCUGGUUUAUUUUAGCUUGUUUUUUAUAUUUUUAUUUUGCCCAUACCGAUGUCAACCUUGUUCUCACCAAGUUAAUAGCUGAGCUCUGGGAACACAGACACAUCACUAAAAAGAAGUAGUAGUAGGUUAGAGUUAGGAGUAGGUUAAUUCAAACUUAUUUUAGAAGAGGAAAAAGGUGAACAGUAAAGUUAUGACUCAAACUGUUUUAAACCUAUCACAGCUUACAGACCUACUGUGCUUACUGUAGUUUACUGUAGAAUAAGGAAUUAUUUAGUCUGGCUAUCACCAGACCAAGCUCAAUCUUUUAAGACUGAACAUUAGUCUGGGGGAGCAAUGUUACUAAAUUCUCCCGUCCAGUUUGAGCUUUAAAGAAAGCGAUCGUCGCUUUGAUUCCAACCUGUCUUGACUGCUGGGCUCUAUUAACUUGGUGAGUGCAAACUGGUAGAAAAUGAUGGACAAAAGUACGAAAAUUUAGAUCAAAGUUGUAAUAAACCGGAAUACAAUUUUAAACUUGUAUAGUUGUAUUGGUCCACUUCCCCCCCGCAGACAUUGCUGUAGCAACCGGUGUUGAUUGUCUUGAAACUCGGCAGUAAAGGACUUCUUUGUAUUUUUCUUUGUACUUCUUAAUUAUUAAAUGGCCAUACAGUUGUCACGAAAGGCUCCGGGCAGUCACCACAUUUUACUAAGACUACUGGAACUGAAAAGCAACCAUAGCACCAGUGCCGGUUUUUGGUUUUUGCUCAUACAAAUUGAACAAGUUUUGGUUCCUGUACUGCAAAUUGUAGUCCCAAUUUGAGCGUGUCAUCAGCAUACGUACAGUAUAUCCCCAAUUGUCCCCCAUGAAAAUUGUCCCUUAUAUGAGAGACUCUGUGUCUUUGAAGUCAGUAGGUAAAACUAUCUGCAUGGCCAAACACCACCAGGGAUAAGUAAGAGAAUGUUUUUAUUUUUUUCUGAUUUAUGGUGAACUGAUUUUUAAGUGACAAAAGGGUGGGGGGAGGGGUUACUUUUUCUAUUAACUUUCCUUCUGUCACUCUUGUGACUCUGUACAAUAUUUUGUGGUCAAAUAGGUGAUUCUUUUACAGUGUGUGUAUAUUUAAACAUUUUAGUUCUUAGAAUUCCAGUGACUUUCUUACAGGUAAAGAACAAAAACCAUGCAAAUAAAUAGCUUUAAAGUUAA